UUGGCGUCAUGGCUUAUGCUUUUUGCAUCAUUUGUUUAUUACCCUUAUUACGACAAAAUUCCCAUGCAGUUUCAUAUUCGUUACACUUUUCGUCUAUGGCAUAAAUCAGUUGAGCAAUGCUCUUAUCCUAUGAACGUAUAUUCAAUUCUAUCAGUGUGGAAAAUUUGUCCAUCCAAAACUUGGAACGUUCAAUACGAGUGGCUGACGGGCGUGACGAAGUAACCUAAGCAAAAUUCUGUACGCUUCCCUGUUUUUUGAAUCUUAUGUAUGUAUAUAUAUUCAACUAAAAGUCUCGAUUUCUCCAAUCAGAACUGGGAACGUUCAACACGAGUGGCUUACACAGCACAGCAGUGGUUGAAGGGUGUGAAGAAGUAAUCUCAGAACGUACCGAUUGCACUUGCAGUUUUCUAAAAUGACAAGCUCCAAUCCAUGGUGGUUACUUUUGGUUGGAAUUUUGGUGACACUAAGCUUACCACAUUCACAAGCCUUUCGGAGACAUGAAAAUAAGAUAAAAACUGCUGUUUUUCUAUCACCUAAGUUUGUGCUGGGACCAGGAUCAGUGGAAAAUAGAUUAUAUUACAAUCUUGAAUUUCCAAAAGGUCAUAUUGCCUUGAAAAGUUUCAAUGCAGAACUGAUUGAUGAGGCAGGGAAUCCUGUUCCCCUUCAUGAGACUUAUCUCCAUCAUUGGGUUGUUCUAAGAUACUAUGACCUUAAGUCUAAUGAAAAUAAAACACCUAACAUGUCAGAUUUUAUUUCUGGGAGAAAUAGUGGGAUUUGUCAGGAUGGUGCUCUUGAUCAGUUCUUUGGCCUUGGGUCUGAGACACGAAAAACCGCAACUCAUAUUCCCGAUCCAUAUGGAAUAGAAGUUGGUAAUCCUGCUGACGUUCCUUCUGGGUUUGAGGAGAGAUGGAUGUUUAACAUUCAUGCAAUUGAUACAAGGGGUGUGGAAGAUAGAUGGGGAUGUACCGAAUGCAGGUGUGAUCUGUAUAAUGUUACAAAGGAUCAAUCUGGAAACCCUUUGAGCCCAGACUACAAAGGGGGUUUGUUAUGUUGCUAUGAUCGUACACAAUGCAGGUUGAAACAAGGGUUUAAGGGCAUCAGAAGAACCCUUUACCUUCGAUACACUGUGAAGUGGGUCGAUAUGGAUAGCUCUGUUGUGCCCGUUAAAAUUUAUAUAUUUGACGUCGCCGAUGGUUGGAAAAGGUCUGCUAAUUCAACAGGGAUUAAUGCAGAGCACUCUUGCAAGGCGGAAUAUGACGUUGAAUCUUGCCAUGCUACUGGAUUGGCUGGGGAUGGGUGCCUUGACACCAAAAGGAUAAGCCUUGACAUGCCAUUUGGUGGUUAUGUCAUUUAUGGUGUUGCACACCAGCAUGCAGGGGGCUCUGGUUCUGCUCUCUAUAGAGAGGAUGGCCAACUACUUUGUUCUUCAAUACCGACUUAUGGGAAGGGGCAUGAAGCAGGAAAUGAAGCUGGUUAUGUUGUAGGAAUGUCCACCUGCUAUCCUCAACCAGGAACUGUCAAGAUAUCUAAGGGGGAGACUCUGAUUCUGGAAUCUAAUUACAGUAGUUUCAGAUAUCAUACAGGAGUCAUGGGGCUAUUCUACAUUUUGGUUGCCGAACAAUUGCCCAAGCCAAUUCGCACCUAGCACACUUUUGUUCAAACACAGGACAUUCUUAUAUUUUAACUAUCCUUUGGGCCGCGGUAGCAAUUGUGAUGUGAAGAUGUUCUUGUGACACUGUAGUAUGUAUUGCAUCAAUAAAUUCCAUUAAUUUUGUUGUCAAAUGAGAGAUAUAUAGGCAUGAAUAAAGCAACUCUCUGUAAUAAUUUGAAGCUUUGAA
Durio zibethinus is the source of this 1838-nucleotide messenger RNA. RefSeq lists its product as uncharacterized. The record is from RefSeq and is a predicted model, not a curated record. Lineage: Eukaryota; Viridiplantae; Streptophyta; Magnoliopsida; Malvales; Malvaceae.